This is a messenger RNA of Merops nubicus (carmine bee-eater), 435 nucleotides long. It is a transcript of the gene MTERF4, whose product is annotated as mitochondrial transcription termination factor 4. The annotation marks the transcript as partial. The transcript has 2 exons. NCBI's taxonomy places the organism in Eukaryota, Metazoa, Chordata, Aves, Coraciiformes, Meropidae. The record is from RefSeq and is a predicted model, not a curated record.
CAGCUGAGGGAGGUGCUGGCGACCUGCCCCGCCGUGCUGCUGGAGGAGCCGCGCCGCAUCCACUACCACUUCCAGUACGUGUACUUCAGGAUGGGGGUCCAGCAGAAGGAGAUGGUGAAGGCCCGUCUCUUCCGAAUGCCCUUCGAGGAGCUCAGGAACCGGCACAUCUUCUUGGAGCGCCGGGGGUUCUACCAGACCCCGCACAAAGGCCAGACCCAAACUAAUAACCCAAAACUGAAGGACAUCCUUCGGUUGUCAGAGGAAGAGUUCCUGGCCAGCCUGGCCCACUCCACUCCAGAGGAGUACGAGGUCUUCAAGAAGCUGCUGGCUCGAGAGGAGGAGGAGGAGGAGAAGGAAGAAGAGGAUGAGGAUGCACUAUAUGCAGAGGGAGAUGAAGACUUGGACAGUGAAGGAAGUGAAGCAGCCCAGCCAUGA